AUGUGGAGAGACACACUGACUCUCGUCUGCCUGUUGGUAUGUGUCAGUCAACAGGAGGAAGACCUAUUCGACCCUGUGUCCAUCUACCCUCAGAACUGCACCUCGGAAUGCAUCCUACAGGGAGACAGAAGAUGUGAAUACUGUCAAAUCUCCAGAGAGGACAUGAAGGCUGCACUGGGUGUCGACAUUGUCUCUCCAUUUGGAAGCUGCGUGCCAUGGCCAUGUCAGACCUUUCUUGGACAACAGACUCCAGACGUGUGCCAACACUAUGUCCACGCUCCACAUAAUGUGACGGUGCAGUUCCUGCCUAAUCAAGACCUCACACACGACACUGUCACUGUCUCCUGGAGUCCUAGUCAAUAUGGUAUUGCCUUUUUGCGAGGAUUUCAGGUCUUUCUGCAGGCUUUGGGAGGAACACAGACUGCAUGUCAGCUUUUUCUUCUGCCGAAAAAUCUGUCUCUCACUGCCGCUCAUGCCCAGAGGGUGUACCACUCAGAUGCCUUCACUGGACUUCCUCUCGACACUCAGUAUGCUGUGACUGUAAUGGCUCUUCCUGUUCCAGAAAAGUGGGACAAUUUCUACCACAGCAAAAGGUUCUUCACUCGCACCUGCCCUGAGAAAAAUGGCAUGGAAAAAUGUAGGAGAGACUGGUACCCAGAACACAUUGAAGUGCAGCGGAAAGACAUGGAUGCCUUGGUGACCUUUAAUCUUGCUCCGAAAAGUUUGGGAAUCCAUCAGUAUUUUUUAUCAUGCUUUGGAGGUGGCCUGCGCAGUGACCAAAAAAUAACACCUGACACUGUGGAAAACCAGACACACUACUCUUAUCACCUGCUUUACCUUCGCUCUGGAAUCAACUUCACCUGUGAGAUUGCAGCAGAUGUGGAGGAUGCUGUGAGGAAAAGAUUCUACAUUUACAUAUCACAGGUUACCCAAGAGCCUCCUGCAACACACGCAGAUGGUCCCUCCCUGGCUUUGUUAGUUCCUGUGGGCAUUGCACUGGUUACUCUGGUUGUUAUUCUCACUCUGUGGUGUAAAAAGAGGCUUAGGAGUAGAAUGAGAAAACAAAACGUGGCAGCAGAUAUGACUGAGCAUGAGGAACAGCACAUCGUCUUGACCAGCAAACCCCACCCACCUCGCCUUCUCAUUUGCUACUCUAGUAAUGAUGGCCCAGCUCACGUCAGGGUUGUUUUGCAGUUAGCAGCAUUUGUACAGAAACACAUGGCUGUUCAGGUGGCGCUCGACCUUUGGGAGGCACUUAGCCUAAUGCAGGAGGGGGUACUGGGCUGGUACUCUAGGAAAAUCAAAGAAAGUGACUUUGUGCUUGUCAUCUGCUCCCGUGGCCUCCAUCAGAGAAAGCAAGACAGAGAGGAGGGAGAAGAGCCUAACGAGGGCUGGGAGUUGAACUCCUCCUCAUCUGUUAUCACCAUGAUCGGAGAGGAGCUGUGGCGGACCAAGACUAUGGGAGAGGAUCUUAUCAAAUACAUGACCGCCAUAUUUGAGUAUUCACAUGAGAAUGAUGUCCCAGCGGUGUUGGGCCUGGCCUCACGAUACACGCUCACUCGAGAUUUACCGCUGCUCUUCUCCCAUCUACACGGAGUCGCUCUGCAGAGGCCUGGAGUUUGCCUACAGGUGGAGGACAUCUCAGAAAAUGGUUACACCAAACAACAGGCUGGUGCCGCACUGCGACUGGCCAUCGAAGAGGCAAAGAUCUGGCAUGAUCAGAAUCAGUUUAGAGACAGGACAAAAGACAAGCCAACCACAACAUGA
Molecule: messenger RNA, 1767 nt
Organism: Chanos chanos (milkfish)
Lineage: Eukaryota; Metazoa; Chordata; Actinopteri; Gonorynchiformes; Chanidae
Product: interleukin-17 receptor D
Exons: 12
Coding region: 1-1767 (588 amino acids)
Molecular function (GO): protein binding; interleukin-17 receptor activity
Source: RefSeq, a predicted model, not a curated record